Ziziphus jujuba (common jujube) is the source of this 992-nucleotide messenger RNA. RefSeq names its product protein ARV 2. The transcript has 9 exons. Gene Ontology annotation, cellular component: cortical endoplasmic reticulum; Golgi apparatus. NCBI's taxonomy places the organism in Eukaryota, Viridiplantae, Streptophyta, Magnoliopsida, Rosales, Rhamnaceae. The coding region runs from base 102 to 797 and encodes 231 amino acids. The record is from RefSeq and is a predicted model, not a curated record. Gene Ontology annotation, biological process: sterol metabolic process; regulation of plasma membrane sterol distribution; intracellular sterol transport.
AAGACGGAGAAAGGGAGGGAGCGCGGUAAUGGUAUGUGGUGGUGGGGGGGUUGGAGUUUGAGGGUGCAAAGAAUUGGAAUUGGGAGUUUGGAGUGAGGAGGAUGGAGUACAGAUGCGUGGAGUGCGGGAACGCAAUGAAAUCUCUGUUCGUACAGUACUCUCCCGGCAACAUACGGCUCAUGAAAUGCGAGAGGUGUAGAGCAGCUGCGGACGAGUACAUCGAAUGCGAAAUCAUGAUUAUUGUUAUAGAUUUGAUCCUGCAAAAGCCCAAAGCAUAUAGACAUCUACUGUAUAACGUGCUCGGACCAAAAAGUUCCUAUUUUGAGCAGGGUUUGCUUGGGAAAUUGAGUUUUGGGUUUCUUGUUUUGGAUGGCUACAGGAGUCUUUUUAUAGAUAGAAGCAGAGAACAAUUGGGUUUGUCCACAAGCUUUUCCUCUUUACUUUGGAGAUUUCAAAAGCUCUUGAUGGAUGUAUUUCUUGGAAACUUCAUCUUUCUUUCUACUUUUCUACUUGCAACGAGGAUCUUCUUGAGUGCAUCAGUUGGAUCCCUCAGAUACAAAGAAAUUCUGCCAGCAAUCCUUAUUUCGAGUUACUUCAAGUUAUUUCUUUUGGCUAUGAUGGUUUGGGAAUUUCCAUCUUCUGUGGUUUUCAUUAUUGAUUUAUUUGUUGUAUCAGCCAACACUGUCGCAUUGAAAGUGAUUACUGAGUCAACGACAAGUAGAUGUGUGGCUAUCUGCUCCUGUGCACAUUUCAUGAAGUUUUUGGUGACACAAGUGCUGGAGUUGAGAAGCUCUUGAAGCUAAAAAAUUUUUGUUUUCCAAACUUUUUUCUUCUACCUGGAAAGUAGCAUGAUUCAAAUUUUAUGCUCUGUAAAAAAAAAUUAUUACAGGAAAGGCCUCUACUGUUUGAGUAGAAUGUUAUAAAAUUUGUGAUUGAAUUACGCAUUUGCUGGAUUAAUGAAACAAAAGCAGCAUAGUGGAAGUUAAUCAGUC